Cygnus olor (mute swan) is the source of this 2921-nucleotide messenger RNA. It is a transcript of the gene SNX30, whose product is annotated as sorting nexin family member 30. The record is from RefSeq and is a predicted model, not a curated record. Gene Ontology annotation, molecular function: phosphatidylinositol binding; protein binding. The transcript has 9 exons. NCBI's taxonomy places the organism in Eukaryota, Metazoa, Chordata, Aves, Anseriformes, Anatidae. Bases 166 to 1482 code for a protein of 438 amino acids. Gene Ontology annotation, cellular component: cytoplasm.
CCUCCUCCGCCGCCGCCUCCGCCUCGUCCGCCGCCGCCUGGCAGCGCGGUGGCGGCGGGCAGGCUCCGGCUGUGGCCCCGCAGAGCCGAGCGGAGCCGAGCGGAGCCGGGCCGAGCCGAGCCGAGCCGAGCCUCCUCCGGUCGCCGCCCGCCCUCCCCUGUCGCGAUGUCGGGCGCGGCGCCCGGCGCCCCCAAGCCGCUGCCGUCCUCCGGGCCGAAGUCGCUGCGGGAGAUGCCGCAUCCCCUGGCCACGUCCAGCAGCGAGGAGAUGGGGCCGGCGCUCAGCCCCAGCCCCGACCUGCUGCUGCCCCGCGGCAUCGCCGACAAGGAUCUCAGUCUACCCAAUGGCACACCUGUUGACACGUCUAGCCCAGCCUCCUCCUCAUCUCUUCUCAACAGACUACAGUUGGAUGAUGACUUGGAUGGGGAAACUAGAGACCUGUUUGUUACUGUUGAUGAUCCCAAAAAACAUGUGUGCACAAUGGAGACGUACAUCACAUACAGAGUUACAACAAAGACCACACGAGCUGAGUUUGAUUUGCCAGAGUAUUCUGUGCGUCGGCGGUACCAAGACUUCGACUGGUUGAGAAACAAGCUGGAAGAGUCUCAGCCAACGCAUCUCAUUCCCCCACUUCCUGAGAAAUUUGUGGUGAAGGGUGUCGUUGAUCGCUUUUCUGAAGAGUUCGUGGAGACAAGGAGGAAAGCGUUAGACAAAUUCUUGAAGAGAAUAACCGAUCAUCCAGUGCUUUCUUUUAAUGAGCACUUCAACGUGUUUCUCACUGCCAAGGAUCUUAAUGCAUACAAAAAGCAAGGAAUGGCAUUGCUGUCAAAGAUGGGAGAGUCAGUCAAAUACGUCACAGGAGGCUACAAAUUAAGAAGUCGUCCACUGGAGUUUGCAGCCAUUGGAGAGUAUCUAGACACAUUCUCUCUAAAACUUGGUACCAUUGACAGAAUAGCACAACGGAUUAUCAAGGAACAAUUGGAAUACUUGGUGGAACUACGAGAAUAUGGACCUGUUUAUUCAACGUGGGGUGGGCUGGAGGUUGAAUUAUCAGAGCCACUGGAAGGAGUGUCUGCCUGCAUUGGGAACUGCUGCACAGCUCUUGAAGAACUCAGUGAAGACAUGACAGAAGACUUCCUGCCUGUGCUUAGGGAAUAUAUACUGUACUCGGAGUCAAUGAAGAAUGUGCUGAAGAGGAGAGACCAAGUUCAAGCGGAGUAUGAAGCAAAACUGGAAGCAGUAGCCUUGAAAAAAGAAGACCGUCCAAAGGUACCCACAGAUGUUGAGAAAUGUCAAGACCGAGUAGAAUGUUUUAAUGCUGACCUGAAAGCAGAUAUGGAGAGAUGGCAGAACAACAAGCGACAAGACUUUAGGCAGCUACUCAUGGGGAUGGCAGAUAAAAACAUCCAGUACUACGAGAAGUGCCUUACGGCGUGGGAGUCAAUUAUACCACUAUUGCAAGACAAGCCAGAGACCAAAUGAGAAGUACCUUCAUGGACAGUCUAGCACUUCCGUGCUCAGUACCACUAGACAUACUGGAACUGUAUGAAGGACUCUUCUUUGUCACAUUAACUGAAAUGCCAGCUGUGCUGAAGCUGGAACAGACCCUCUGAGAACUAGUCAAAUUUUUUUCCUCAUUUUCUGUUUAAACUGGGGUAUGUUUCAUCUUUUUGAGUUAUCUUGAAUGGUUCCUUCUCUAUCCUAUGGAGUGAUAUGGGGCUUAUAGUGAAAGUGCAUGGGGAUCAUAAAACUUACCUCUUUAGUCUGGAAGGAACUGAUGAGUAGAACACUAAAAAGAUGAAAAUAAAACUCUACUGCAAGGUGCCAAAUGACAUCUUUAUUACCUUUCUCUUUUGUUUGCUGAAAAGGUAAUUGUUCCCAUGAUACAGUACCCCCUAACCAAUCCUUAUCUCUUUUUUUGGUUGGAGAGGGAAAGACUGGGAAUGAAUAUUUUCUGGUUUGCCACCACCGGUGUAUGCUCCCAUUAAAUGGUUUCUGGAGACUUUUCUGUGUGGGAAUUGGGCUGGUCCUAGACAGAACAUACUGACACCACCUGCACAUAGCCUGUGAUGCAAGCAUGAACUGUGGUUUUUGUGAGUGUGGCAUGCUGUUGGUUCAUACUGAAUAUCUUUGUUUACCUUGGUGAUUAUGAAGUAAUGUCAGUUGGCUGAAGUGUACUUGUGACCAACGUGGGGAUCAAAAUCAGCCUGGGUGUGGGAGUGAAUUAAACAGUGGCCGUUCAAGGCUUACGGGGAAUGGUGGAAGCAAAUACGAGUUUUUGGUAUGUUUUUUUCUAAAGGUAGCUCUGGAAGUUGCAUGGUAGAAUUCUCUUGAACCAUGCUACAUAUUUUUUUUUUUUUUUGCUUCACUUUUCCUGAACUAUAGCCUCUUUGGGCUUGGUUACUUAAGGUGUCUGCUGUGGUAAAGAAGGUAGAACUGUUUCCUCUCCCUGUUUUUUUCUUCUCUUUUUUUUUUUCUUCAGUAGCAAUCAAAAGCCAAAAAGUGUCAAAUGCUUGCCUACGCCAAGCAUCAUUGUGUGUGUGAAACUUGCCUUAAACAGGUCCGUGGGUGUAGAUAGGUACCCUAUCAGGUACACAUAGUGUCCAUGCCUAUCUCUACUGAACCACAUGGCAAGUCUUUUAAGACUUCUUUUGGUACAGAUCUAUUUUCCUAGUAGUUUUUAUUGGCCCUUAGAAAUGUAACUGCUUCUGCAAGUCCCUUCUCUUUUCUCUUGCAGUCCAGCCUCAAAUACAUGCCUGCUUAGUGUUAAUGGCCUUAGUAGAGGAAUGCUUCUGUGAUGGGUUUCGGAGUCUUGGUUUAACGGCAUGGAGAUAAAACUCUUUUUAUCCAUCCAAAGUGAGGGAGCUAAUAUCAGUGUAAUGUUGGGAUUUGGGGGAAUAAAUAACAUUGACUGCUUACUG